Ooceraea biroi (clonal raider ant) is the source of this 1963-nucleotide messenger RNA. RefSeq names its product zinc finger matrin-type protein 1. Gene Ontology annotation, molecular function: nucleic acid binding; zinc ion binding. NCBI's taxonomy places the organism in Eukaryota, Metazoa, Arthropoda, Insecta, Hymenoptera, Formicidae. The record is from RefSeq and is a predicted model, not a curated record.
UCUCAAUUAACCUCACAAGCCUCCUUGGUCCGACCUUCCCCGACGGGCCGGACAAGUGACAGUCGAUGCCGACGCGCGAGUCACGCGUUAAUUUGACGUGCGGUUACGUGCCGCGAGACGGUGCCGAGGGUGAGACAACGUCGUCGACGACGACGACGACGGCGAAUACGCGGGCUGUAUGCGAACGCGGAACCGCGGUGUCGUCGUGAGUCGCGGCGCAAGCUUGUCAUCGUCGUUCGAUCGAAAUAAACAUAACUGAGCGGCAGGUCGUCGCAGCCUCACGAGACAAGCAGAAAUGUCUAGCGCCAAGAUCAUCGAGAAUCCGGAAGUGCCGGGACUCGAGUGUUUCCUGCCACCGCCUCCACCGCCGCCGCCGCCACCACCACCGCCGCCACCACCACCUCCGCCACCGCCGCCUCCGCCGCCACCUUCUUCUUCUUCGUCCUCGAACAAAUCCGCGGACAAUGCACAGUCGACAACGAUACAGCAACAACGAGCAACGUUAACGAGCGACGACACGAUGACCGGUGGCACGACAGUGGUAGCGACCGCGAGCGACGGGGUUUCUCCGACUCUCGCUACGUACCCGAACGCACCUUCGGUGGUGCCACCGAGCCCCUACAUGUUGCAUUCAACGAUGCAACCACAAACCCCCGGUCAACCGCCGACCCCCUGGUGGAUACCCACCGACAGCGAUACCUCAGACCUCUAUGCCCAAUGGUACGAGCCGACCUACAAGGGUGCGGCGGCCACAACGGCGGUAUCUUCCGUGGCAACGUCGUCGCUCAUGGGAAAGAACAAGGGCAAGAACUUUUACAAACGCAAGAAUGAAUUCAUCGAUCCUGCGCAGGAUGCGGAGAAAGUUGCGAGCGCGCAGAGGGAACUGUCGGCGUUGAUGAAACCGCUGAAAUGUGAUCUGUGCAAUGCAGUCAUGAACUCCUUGUUACAAGCCAAAUUACACUAUGACGGCAAGCCGCAUCAGAAAAAAGUAUCGAUGUUUCUCAAUCAGAGCGUUAAAAAACAGAAAACGGAAGAUGGCCAAGUGAGCAGUACGACCAAUAACGACUGGCAAAACUACUGUGAUAUAUGCAAAACGUGGUUCACGUCGCCAACAGACGCCACGCAACACUACGCCGGCAAAAAGCACGUUAGGGCAGCGAAUGGCGGGCCUCGCGCAAGGCCGUCGAAGAAACUGCAGAAUCAGGAUCAGUACAAUCAGGUGGACUCGACGGGUCGCUUCGGCAUAGGGUUAGCCUUCCAGACGGACGCACAAGUUGUACCGGCCGCGAUGCCCAUGGUAUCCGACAGCACCGCCGCAAUUCCCAAUCCGGCGGUAUCAGCUAUGUACACGGCAUCGCAGUAUCCCGUGCCGUUACAUUGCGAUCUGUGCGGUGUCUCGGCCAAUCGUCAGGAUCAGCUGGAAACGCACAAGCGCGGAGCCCGACAUCUGAGGAUGCUCAGACUCAAUGGGCUUCCCGUACCUGAAAUUGUCUGUGACAACGUGUUCUCGAAACCCAUAGAUUACUCUAUUUACCGGACGCCAUCGGGGCAAUAUUACUGCGCGCCGUGCAAUCUGUCGUUGAAUACGGAGAUCACGUUUGCCCAACACGUUGAGAGCAAGAAGCACAGAACUCAGUGUAACCCGAAGUUACCCAACGUCGACGUAGCGGCAAAGAAAGCCAGAUUCAAGAAAAAAUAAAAUCGCGACAAUGAUAUUACAUCACGCUGUUCGAAUGCAAUGCCACAAUGUUUGUUUCGCUUGUUGUUUUCUUAAGUUAUAUGUGUCUCUGAUCGAAACUCUGAUGGUGUGUUCAUUUUCGUUUCCCAAAUGUGUGUGUGUGUGUGUGUGCGUGCGCGCGCGCGCGCGCGCGCGUGCGGAUAUUUCCACUCUGUACAUAAUAUAUAUGACAAGAGAACAAUAAUCUUUGCACGUUGGCUGCAAUAAAUUUUCAUCUGUCCGAGA